Messenger RNA from Mercenaria mercenaria, 3040 nucleotides. Its product is annotated as exodeoxyribonuclease-like. Gene Ontology annotation, molecular function: endonuclease activity; double-stranded DNA 3'-5' DNA exonuclease activity; phosphoric diester hydrolase activity. Gene Ontology annotation, biological process: base-excision repair. Lineage: Eukaryota; Metazoa; Mollusca; Bivalvia; Venerida; Veneridae. The coding region runs from base 151 to 1302 and encodes 383 amino acids. The transcript has 11 exons. The record is from RefSeq and is a predicted model, not a curated record. Gene Ontology annotation, cellular component: nucleus.
UGCCCUUAGUGUAGAUAAUCAAGCGCACCGACCGGCAAAUCGAAAGUUUUGGAAGAAAUUAGCAAAAUUGCAUCCAUAUUUGCUUCUCGAUUGAGACUUUCAUUUAAAUUGUUACAAAUACAACAUCCUUUCGCUUCUGUAUUUGCAAAAAUGCCACCAAAAAAGAACGUAAAGACCUCUAAAUCACCAGAAAAGUCUGAAGAACAAAGUACAGAACAGACUGCUGUAGUACAGGCUCAAAGUCCAAAGAAGAGGGGCAAGAAGGCAGAAAAAGAAACUGCAGAUGGAGAACCAACCUCUAAAUCACCAGAAAAGUCUGAGGACCAAAGUGCAGAACAGACAGCUGUAGCUCAAAGUCCAAAGAAGAGGGGCAAGAAGGCAGAAAAAGAAACUGCAGAUGGAGAACCACCUGCAAAGAAGUCGAAGUCUGCAAAGGCAGAGGAAAAGACAAAACUACGUAAAGAGUCGUCCUUGACUAAGGGAAUGGAUUUCUCACACGAUUGCCAGACAACGGAUGGAAGAAAACCCAACUGGAAGAUUGCCUCAUGGAAUAUCAAUGGAAUCAGAGCUUGGAUGGAUAAAGGAGGUCUGUCGUACAUCGCAGAUGAGAAGCCAGAUAUCCUGUGUGUCCAGGAGACCAAAUGUGCUCAGGAAGAUCUUCCAGCCGAUGUCAAAGUCGACGGUUACCAUGACUACUGGUCCUCUGCUGAACAGGCUGGCUAUGCUGGCACAGGCAUAUACAGCAAAACUAAACCCAUUAAUGUCACUUAUGGACUAGGUAUUAAGAAGCAUGAUUCAGAAGGUAGAGUGAUCACAGCAGAGUAUGACAAGUUCUUCCUCGUUACUGCUUAUGUGCCAAACUCAGGACGCGGUUUACCUCGGUUACCAUACAGAAGUAAAGAAUGGGACGUAGACUUUAGAGAGUACCUCAACAAUCUCAACAAAACCAAACCAGUCAUAAUGUGUGGUGACCUCAAUGUUGCUCAUUUAGAAAUAGAUUUGGCAAACCCAAAGACCAAUAAAAAGACAGCAGGUUUCACAGCUGAGGAGAGGCAGGGAUUUACUGAUCUGUUAGCGGAGGGAUACAUCGACUCAUACAGGGAGCUGUACCCAGAAACUGAAGGGGCUUACUCCUUCUGGACCUACAUGGGAAAUGCAAGGGCCAAAAAUGUUGGAUGGAGACUUGACUACUUCGUGUUAUCAGAGAGGUUGAAGGAAGAUCUGUGUGACAGCGUUAUCCGUAAAGACGUUAUGGGAAGUGACCACUGUCCAAUAGUUCUCUAUAUGGCCUUGAAAGAAUAAAAAAAAAACUGGUUUCUCCAUGGACUUGAAAUUAAAUAGACUGGUCUCUACAUGGCCUUCAGAUAACAUAGACUGGUUUAAAUCACGACACAUGUUGAAAAGCAGCCAGAAAAUAUGUAGGACAGUAGAUUUAGUAGGUCAAAUAGAGCUUUGUCUGAUAUUGAAGAUUUUCUGUCAGCAGUAUUAAAAACAAGACAUGUAAAAUAGAAUUUGAAGCCAUUUUAACUUUCUUAAAGGAAGUCAUCUAUCUUUUCUUUGAUUCUGAUAAAAUAUGAUUUUAUGAAAGAAAGUAUUUUCUUAAAUAGAAAAUAAAAUUUGUACAGAUCGUUUACUUCUGACAAUGAAAUUUUACAAGGCGAAUUUUAAGUUGCUCUUUAAGAAUGGCUUAACUUGCUAAAGAAGACUGAUAGAAUUUCUUCUUUUGUAAAGUAACCAGCUAGCUGAAUAUUUGUUAAUAUGUCUAUCUACAUGUUAACUAAAAUAAAAUGGUACAGCAUUAAAGUUUGUCCCACACUCUUCAAAACACCUUUAAUUUUGGCAGUAUUAUUGUGUAUUUUGUGUGGUAGUUUUAGCACUUUAUAGAACACUGCCAGGAUGUAUAUCUUUUUCUACACUUUUAGUGAUUGUAUUUUCAGAUACUAAGAAAUUUUGACAAUAUUUAUGCUAUUUUGAUACAUUUUUGACUUGCAUUUCAAAUUUUGAAAUGUAAACCAUUUAAAAAAUUAGAUCUGUAAGUAUCUGAAGAAAUCAGGUAUGUUAAGUUUUAUUGUCAGAGUAAAAUUUACUUGUUUAAGUGUAACGAAUUCUUAUUUUGAGACACUCUUUUUUUUCCAUUAUACCAGUUAUUUGGUAUAUUCGUAAUCGAACUGUUUCAUACAUCACAGUGCUGAGAUGCAGAAAAACUAAAACAUGUUCAUUGAUCACCACCACCAUUUGUCAUGUUCAACAUUUGAUACAAAUGUUAAGGGAUUCACACUUCUCUUUGAAUUAGGACUAAAUUGCCAGCAGGGCAGUAAAAUGCACUUGACAGUUUUGCAUAAAGUCAUUGAGUAUAUUUGGCAUCAUUAGAUAAAAUGUUUUGAAGUUCAUACAUCUGUUUUUCUUAAGUACUGUAAAACUAGACAUUUUUGGGAGGGAUUUAUUUUCACUGUAUUUGCUGUUUGCAUUCGCGAAAUUAAAUACAUAUGCUGGUGAAAGUCAUUGUUGCUACAAAUAGCCAUAUUUGUCUAAUAAAUUCCAAGUACUCUACAACUUUUAAUUUGAAAUAUAGUGGACAUUUAGUAUCGCAAAAAUGUCUGAUUUUACAGUUUUUGCAGUCAACGUAAAUUGGGGCUUGUAGGCUUACAUUUGAUUUGGUAGUGUUCACCCUAUAUAAAUAAAGGAAUUGCAAGAAAAAAGUAACUCAUCAUUGUAGCAUUAUCUUUCUUACUGUAACUUAUCCUACAUAUUUUUACCUAGUUUCCUGCUGAAUAUAACAAGUAGAAGUGUGUCUUUUUUGUAAGCAAUGGGCACAUUGACAAUGCAGCUCAACCUAUUGCAUUCCUUCCCAACAUACCAAAAAUGAUUUAGUCAUGCUAUCCCCACUUCUCUGACCUAAAAUUAUGUUUCCUUUGAUAAGCUGUAGCAAAAUUGAUUGGUCAUUCAAAUGUAUAUAGUUGUUUUUAAGUCACUGUUGUAAUAACCAUGUUGUCUACUUUUUGUCUAUUUUUUAUUAAAAAUAAAAAAAAUGUGAAACAUA